AUGUCUGAAUUUGGGUCCAAAGUUGCUGAACAUAAAAAUACACAGAAUGCAAAGAGGGAGAAAAACCGAAUAGCUCAGCAAAAGCACAGACAAAAAAAGAAGGACCAUAUCAACAAGAUGAUGACUAUACUACAGAAGGUGAAGCUUGCAGCCGCUGAGAAUGACAUCGGACAAAUCCAGGAACUUGUGAAAACUCCGACUAUCAUACUGCCGGUUCAGUCGACUCUGACAAGCGGACCCGGUCAGGAACAGGAACAAGGGUCUUCUCUGGAAAUGGAGGAACUCUUCUCUAUUGCAGGCGCUUCUUGUUCGCCACAGCUCCCUACCGAGGUGGAGGCCAGCCAGAUGGUGGACAGUGCAAUGAUUGAACAGGCGGAAACGCCGGGGUCACUUGCUUCUACAACGUACGACAUGACUGGCCUUGUCUCACAAAGCUUCUUUCAACCUUCCAUGGACCCUCUUUUCUGGGACAUGGGAAGUCUGUUGCCACCAUCUCAAAUGCCAUAUUUCGAUACCCAAUCACCGUGGCACCUAUUACCACCAGUGGUUCCACCAAACCCCUGGCAAGGUUAUCCAGCCAUCAUGGCUGGUAUGUAG
Messenger RNA from Metarhizium robertsii ARSEF 23, 597 nucleotides. Its product is annotated as Basic-leucine zipper (bZIP) transcription factor. Gene Ontology annotation, biological process: regulation of DNA-templated transcription. The record is from RefSeq and is a predicted model, not a curated record. Gene Ontology annotation, molecular function: DNA-binding transcription factor activity. The transcript has a single exon. NCBI's taxonomy places the organism in Eukaryota, Fungi, Ascomycota, Sordariomycetes, Hypocreales, Clavicipitaceae. The coding region runs from base 1 to 597 and encodes 198 amino acids.